CCACGCACGCGAUCGCGGAGCUCCCACCCCCGCGGCUGCCUCCUAACGUGCGCACCUUCUCGCGCCGCCCCCCGUCCGGCCGCACCCGGUCUAAGGUGUGGUGGGUUUAGCUGAUCCCCUGGCUUGGAGCGCUAACGUGCGCCGUCGGUCCGGUGGCACUUUUUGGCUCGCCGGUCAAGAUCUGAGGAAACCUUUUAAUUCACAAAACACAAGGUCAACGUUCAGAGACAUUGGUCGUUCAGUCAUACCAUUAUGACUUGCUUCUCUUUCAUAUUUAAGAGGAUAGGUUGUUCAGGACAACAAAGUGAUCAGCAUCUUGAAGAUAUUCCAGGAAUUGAAAAUGUUAGAAUCUACUCAUACAAGGAAUUGAGAAAUGCAACUGGUGAUUUUAGCCUCACCAAUAAGGUUGGUGAGGGAGGUUUUGGUUCUGUCUACAAGGGAAAGCUUAAAGAUGGGAAGAUUGUUGCUGUAAAAGUGCUAUCCUCUGAGUCGAGACAAGGAGUACCAGAAUUUUUGAAUGAAAUCGCUGUGAUCUCUGGUAUCGAGCAUGAGAAUCUUGUUAGUCUGCAUGGUUGUUGCGUUGAAGAAACUCACAGAAUACUUGUUUACAAUUAUCUUGAGAAUAAUAGCCUUGCGCAAACCCUUCUUGGUUCUGGCUGCAGUAAUAUCCAGUUCAACUGGAGAACACGGGUAAGAAUUUGCAUUGGUGUUGCUCGUGGACUUGCAUUCCUGCACGAGGAAGUCCGGCCUCAUAUAGUUCACCGGGAUAUUAAAGCAAGCAAUAUUCUUCUUGAUAAGGAUCUUACUCCCAAGAUUUCCGAUUUUGGUUUAGCAAAGCUUCUGCCACCAAAUAUAACCCAUGUCAGCACUCGAGUCGCUGGAACAAUAGGUUACUUGGCUCCUGAAUAUGCAAUUAAGGGGCAAGUGAAUCGGAAGUCAGAUGUGUACAGCUUUGGAGUACUCCUACUAGAAAUAGUUACUGGCAGGUGUAACACAAACACAAGGUUACCUUAUGAUGAACAAUUUCUACUUGAGAGGACAUGGAAUCUAUACGAGCAUGGUGAGAUCGCAAACAUCAUAGAUACUUCGUUAACUGAUGAUUUAGACGUCGAUGAAGCUUGCAAGUUCUUGAAGGUUGGGCUUCUUUGCACACAAGACACUGUGAAGCUUCGCCCUUCAAUGUCUAAUGUUGCCAGGAUGCUGACUGAUGAAAAGGAUGUCAACUUAGAGAAAAUCACAAAGCCUGGACUACUUAGUGACUUGAUGGAACUUAAAGUUAGAAACCAGAACAAUGUUAAUGAUCCCCAUACGACCUCCCUCGUAACAUCUGGUCAUGGUAGUUCACUCUUGUCAUCAGAAAAUACUACACAUGCAUCCAUGACCUUCACAGUGAUAUCAGAUUGAGCUGAAACAUCACUAAGAAAAGAAUUCAUCUCGAGGUACAUAACUUCAUGUAUAGUCCAUGUAACUUUUUUUUUUGUGAAAAAAAAAUUCUGUUGUUUGAUCCUUGAGUACAUGUUCUUUUUUUUCUAAAUACUCUGGGAUACCGAUAGUUGUCGAUCUGGGUAUUUGCUGGAGCUUAAAAGACUUGAAGGCAAAUUUUUUUUAUCUUGAGCAUCAAGAUGGAAUUAAUGCUCGAUUAUUUUUAGAUGAUCACUUUUAAAUGAA
This is a messenger RNA of Musa acuminata subsp. malaccensis (wild Malaysian banana), 1668 nucleotides long. NCBI's taxonomy places the organism in Eukaryota, Viridiplantae, Streptophyta, Magnoliopsida, Zingiberales, Musaceae. The record is from RefSeq and is a predicted model, not a curated record.